AUGGAGCCGACUGAUAUAUACAAGUACUACUCCAAAAGAGCCACGGAGUUCUUGAGGCCAAAGGAGAUUCGGAAGCAGGUUGAAGAGAUCAAGAGGAUGAAGGCAACUGUGGUUAUUUUUGAUUUCUGUGGCAAGAUUCCAUUGGUUUACAAGCUGUUUGCAGGUGUUAAAAAGGAAGUUUUUGUUGUGUAUGAUGCUUCUAAAUGCAAGGAGAGAAUAGAUGAAAUUUCCAGAGAUCAUGACCUAAUCUAUGUUCUUGAAGACAUACAAGCUGUGGAGAGAAGCAUUUUCCAUGAAAAUAGUAAUGCCAUAUUUCUUCUAUUCGAUAGAUUUAAAUUCAUUAGAUGCGCAUGA
Encephalitozoon romaleae SJ-2008 is the source of this 354-nucleotide messenger RNA. RefSeq lists its product as hypothetical. The transcript has a single exon. Bases 1 to 354 code for a protein of 117 amino acids. NCBI's taxonomy places the organism in Eukaryota, Fungi, Microsporidia, Unikaryonidae. The record is from RefSeq and is a predicted model, not a curated record.